GGAACCGGUUCGAGUUCGACACGUGGUCCAGGUUCGUCUGUCGUGGUAUCCACUUUAUUCCAUUUUUACGAUUUUUUUUAUUCUCAAAAAACUCAAAAUUCAUCGAUUUUUUUUUUUUUAAAUUUCGAUCAUCAACUUCAAUCUACACAAGAAUCAUCAAUGGAAACCCAAUGAUUUCUCUGAAGCUAUUGCAGCAGAUUUUGGAAUUUUAAACCCUGAUCCAAGACAAAGGCUAGAAAUGGAAGCUGAGGAUCCGAUAGCUGCAAGGAAAGUUCAAAAGGCUGACCGUGAAAAACUGAGGAGGGAUAGAUUGACUGAGCAGUUUCUUGAAUUGGGAAACACACUUGGUAACGUAUACCCGGAUAGGCCUAAGAACGAGAAAGCAACCGUACUUGUCGGCACAAUCCAAAUGCUAAAGGAUUUAACUGCAGAAGUCAACAGGCUAAAAGCUGAGCGUUCAUCACUAGCCGAAGAAUCACGUGAGCUGACUCAAGAGAACAAUGAGCUGAGAGAAGAAAAGGCUUCUGUGAAAGCUAAUAUCGAAAACCUAACUGUUCAGUAUCAGCAAAGACGUAUGAUGGUGUUUCCUUGGACCGGUAUUGACUUUUCAAGUGUCAUGGCUCCACCUUAUCCAUAUCCAGUUCCGUUGCCUGUCACUACAGGCCCAAUCAUAAUGCAUCCCUCACUGCAACCAUAUCCGUUUUUCGGAAAUCAUAACCCAGGUGCUAUUAACAAUCCCUGUUCAACGUUCAUGCCAUAUUCAACCACGACAAGCAACCCUCUGAUCGAACAGCCAUCAUCCCAAUAUACAUCAUCGUACCACACUUCUGGUAAAAGGGAUUCCAAAAGCAAAUCGGCGGAUCACCAAAGAGGAAGUAAUAGAGAGAGUAAUGGUUCCAACAACGUAAGGACGAAAGUCGAACUGAAAAAUCCCGGAUCAUCAACAAAUGAGGAUUUAUCUGCCAGAAAAAAGAAAGGCAAGGAAAAAAAAAAAGGAUAGAACAAAUGGUUGCUCGUUGAACUGGUACUCUUCGUCUCAAGAUCUUAAAGAUAGUUCUUCUAACAGUGUGAAUGAUGUUUCGAAGUCCAACAAGUGAAACAAUUCUUGUGCAUUCACUUUUCCGGUGAUUUCGGUUGCUUGCACAUCAAGGUAACAUGUUUAUACUAUGAUACACCUUUACUAGGAUUACAUUUUACCUCAUUUACUCAAAAUGGGCAAAUUAGUCCAUGCACGUGAAAUCAAAAAGUAAAUUAGCCUUUUUGUUAAAAAUUCUAUCUAUUUCUACUAUUAAAAUCUGGUCAUUGUAUGUCAGCACGAGGUACACGUGGCACUAUCAUGUUAUUCCGUCAACUAUGUCGGUUUUUAACAAUAUAAAUGGAUGAAAUUUUUAAUAAAAAGGAUUGAUUUGCUUUUUGAUUUCACGUGCGUGAACUAAUUUGCCUAUUUUUUGUGAAGUGGCAAAAUACGAUCUGACUAUUAAUAUAGGGCCGUCCAUGGGUAUUUUUACCCCAAAUGGCAUUUGGACAACAUUUCUAUAUAUGACUUGAAAUUUGUAAUUAAUUGACUAUGUAAAUUUCACUUGGUUAAAAUGUGCCGCAAGUCCAUGUACUUUUAGAAAAUUAGAAA
Gossypium arboreum is the source of this 1627-nucleotide messenger RNA. RefSeq names its product transcription factor bHLH121-like. The record is from RefSeq and is a predicted model, not a curated record. The transcript is spliced from 5 exons. Gene Ontology annotation, biological process: intracellular iron ion homeostasis. The coding region runs from base 239 to 1000 and encodes 253 amino acids. Gene Ontology annotation, molecular function: DNA-binding transcription factor activity; protein dimerization activity. Lineage: Eukaryota; Viridiplantae; Streptophyta; Magnoliopsida; Malvales; Malvaceae.